Messenger RNA from Thyridium curvatum, 2568 nucleotides. RefSeq lists its product as uncharacterized. The coding region runs from base 1 to 2568 and encodes 855 amino acids. The record is from RefSeq and is a predicted model, not a curated record. NCBI's taxonomy places the organism in Eukaryota, Fungi, Ascomycota, Sordariomycetes, Thyridiales, Thyridiaceae. The transcript has 6 exons.
AUGAGUCCUCGAAAGCGUGUACGCCCGAAUCCAGCAGAUGGAAGCUCUGCCAGUCUCCCCAUCACGACUGCAUCCCAGUCGAGCACGACGUCACAAACCCCAGCCGCUGCCUCGUCCCCCAAAGAGCCCGGCAUAGCUCGGCGACAACAAUCAAACACAAGCACUGCCAGUGCUGCUUCAAGCCAGAGAUCCCUCAAACAGGUGCAUAAGGCGCGCAGUUGGUACGGAUCAUGGCCGCGAGCUCCCAAGUCUUCCGCAUCGACACAGGUAGCAAGAGAAACGAUUCUGGGCGACACAUCCAAGCCCCCGUCGAUUCCGGACUUUAGUCGAUACGAUACGAAGAAGUCUUCAGACUCAGUUAGUGUGAACGAGCCUUCAGAGUCUGCCGCUGGUCUCCCCAACAUUCCCGAGAACGGAUCGACCACCCCAAAAGACGAUGUACCUACCGAACGGGUGCAACCAAAGCUCUCAAAGAAAGAUGCCUCUGGCACCACAGAACAAGAAGAUGCUCCCAUGGCCGACAGUCCACUACCCGUUUUGCAGCCUUCAACUUCCCCACCUUCCGCAGCUAUCGUCGAGCGACCUUCAACGGCGACGGGCUCUGGCUGGCUCGGCUGGCUGAGCAGGCCGACAGGUGCUGCUCCUGCCCCUGCUCCUGCCCCUGCCCCUACCCCUACGACAGUGCAAGAUCAGGCUACAGAGGCUGCGAAAGAGCCAGAAGCAGAAAUUCCGGCAACUCCAACGCCGAAAGACACCAAAGACAAAGCCGAGACUACGCAGACACCUGGUCCUGAUAAACAAUCCACACCCGGCGCAUCCUGGUUUGGCUUCUGGUCGGCCACACCACAAGCGAAUAAAGUUUCUGGGCCCAUGCCAGACCAAGACAAAGCAUUAGCAGAUUCUACUGCAGAUACAAUAGCCGUUGAUAGCAACACGAAAGAUUCCGAGGAUGUAGGGAUGCCUGAUGCCCCCCCAAUGAGUCCUCCAGGUCGUGCAUCUGCCGGUUCAACUUGGGCAUUCUGGUCCCGAGAUACGGGCACCAAGUCCAAGGGGAGGACAUCUGACUCUCAAGAAGAGGGACAGCUCGCUGUGAUGGGAGAAGGGUCUGAGGCUCACCCGAAACCUGCCAGUGGAGUUGAGGUCAAGGAUAGCACAUCAAAACCUCCUUCGGUGCAGGACAAGCCAGCAAAACAGGCCACAACUCAGGAGAGUUCUUCGAAGAAAAACAAGAGGCUGCGACCAAAAUCAAUGGAGAUGGAGGACACUGUCCCAUCCCGUCCGGACACUCCCUCCUCACAAAUAUCGAACAAGGGGGAGACGGCCAAACAGCCCGCGAAAGCCUCGACGCCACCCAAACAGUCGACGUCGAAUCUACUUCUGCCGUCAUUCAAGAAAACUUACCGCAUGAAGGAGAAUCCUUCUAUUCUCCGUCAGAUAACACAGCUACUCCUGCGAACUCAGCAACCUCCGGCCAAGCAUGUCUUCCUGACCUCGGAACCUCCCAAGAUCAAGAAAGCCGUCGCUAUUGGGGUCCAUGGACUGUUCCCAGCCGCAUACCUUAGGCCGAUGAUUGGACAGCCGACUGGAACUUCUAUCAAGUUCGCCAAUCACUGUGCCGAAGGUAUCAGGAGAUGGGCUAACGCCCAUGGCUGUGAGGAUUGCGAGAUCGAAAAGGUUGCUCUUGAAGGAGAGGGAAAGAUUGGCGAGCGGGUCGAGAACCUUUGGAAGUUGCUGCUUAAUUGGAUUGACCACAUCCGCAGCGCCGACCUCGUCAUCUUGGCUUGCCACUCCCAAGGUGUCCCCGUCGGCAUCAUGCUGGUGGCAAAGCUGAUCGAGCUUGGCAUCAUCGGCGCCACGAGAAUUGGUGUCUGUGCAAUGGCGGGCGUUUCCCUGGGUCCAUUUCCGGACUAUAGGUCGGGUAUGGGCAUGCUUAUGGGUUCAGCCCAUGAGCUUUGGGAGUUUGCAAACCCUGACAGUGAAAUAUCGAAGCGUUACCGGCGGGCAUUGGACGUUGUUCUUGACUAUGGAGUUCGAAUAACGUACGUUGGAAGCAUUGACGACCAAGUCGUGCCGUUGGAGUCUGCGAUCAACUCACCGGCAACCCACCCGUAUAUCUUCAGGGCAGUGUUCAUCGAUGGAAGGAUACACGCGCCAGACUUCAUUGCGCACCUGGUAGGAUUCGCUUGCAAGUUACGUAACCUGGGAAUAUCGGACCACGGGUUGAUCAGGGAGCUCUCGGUCCCUCUCGCCGGAAGCCUCUACUCGGGAGAGGGCCACUCACGGCUCUACGACGACGAUCAAGUAUACGAUCUCGCCGUGACGCACGCUCUCGAGACUACAAGCGUCGGCAAGGUACCAGCCGAGAUCCGCAAGCAUGAGGCGAUGACCAACCCAAACCCGUACCACCUGCCGUGGAUCAUGCGCGGCAUGCUCGAAGAGGACUUUGUCAAGACGGACCUGUCGGCCGAGACGGCCGAGCUGCUGACGCAGUUUGACGACUGGAAGCCGACGACCAAGGCAUUGAAGGAUGUCAAGUAUAGACUGGAGGCCGUGAGGUCGAAGCUAUAG